CUGGUAGUGUCUCUUCUGAUGGAUGUCCCUUGUAGAUGCCAGCAACCGAGAUGGACUAGAUAUGUAGGCAGCCUAGAAUCUUGUUAUCGUAUUCGGAUCUUAACCACAUGUGUGGGUUAAUGCAGAUGUGGGUAAGUAGCUAGGUAGGUACGGCAUAGUACUUGGACAUGCAGGUUGAUAGCUAUUAUCACGAGGUUCCAUUCUAUUUCCUUGAUCUCCUAGCCUUACUGCCCCUGAGUGCCUCGGCUCGAACGUCAUUUCCGUGAAGAUGGAGAUACGGAGAGCAGUUAAAUGUCAGAUAUGCCCCUUUCUGAGGGGUUAAGGUUACAUCUAUUGCAUGUGGCCUUUCACUCACUGGUCCGUUUUUCGACUUCCUCGCGGCACACCGUGAUAACCUCAAGAGCCUCCUAAGCAGGAACGUUUUGGGAAUCAUGACCUUCUCGACUUUGAAAAGAAUCGCCCCUUGGGCUGCUGCGCUGGCGGCCUCCGUCAUCGCCCAGAAUACAUGCGAAAUAGUGGAGGAGCGUACUUCAAUCUCGACAUUGAAACUGCUUUCAAUAGACUUUAACGAAGAGCAAUCGCAUUACUGGUCUACAGCUUGCGGCGACCUUAAGCCCGCGUGCAUUCUCGAGCCAGAGACAACGGAGGAGGUUGCUGCCAUUGUAUCGAUCCUCCGCGAGAAUAACGAGACAUUCGCUAUCAAGUCAGGCGGUCACAACCCCAACAACUAUUUCGCUAGCGUUGACGGUGGGCCGCUGAUCUCGACCAAGAAACUAAACGAGGUGAUAUUUGAUGCUAGCUCGAAAACAGUAAGGGUUGGUCCUGGAAACAGAUGGGAUGAGGUUGGGGAACAGCUCGAUGCUACCGGUUACACGGUUGUUGGUGGACGCAUUGGCAAUGUAGGCGUUGGGGGUUAUCUGCUCGGAAACGGACUAAGUUUUAUGAGCACGGAGUAUGGCUGGGCAGCCAAUUCGAUACUUGAGGUAACAAUAGUGCUAGCAAACGCAUCGAUUGUCACGGCUUCAGAAACUAGCCACCCCGAACUUUGGAUGGCUCUAAAAGGUGGCGGUAACAACUUUGGCAUCGUUACUUCGUAUGUCCUCCAGGCAUAUGCUCAAGGCGAUGUCUGGGGUGGUAACCUCGAAUUCGACGCGACGCCAAAAAACACUGCAGCCAUCUUAGCUGCUGUGCGAAACUUCACCGAGAACUACUCAGACGGGAAAGCUGGUAUCAUACUGACAGCUGAAAGAACAUUGGGCACCCUCCUAGACAUCUGGAUCAUGUUCUUAUACUAUAAUGGCCCAGAACCACCACAGGGCGUAUUUGACGCUUUCCUCGAUAUUGGGCCGAUAAUCAAUACCUGCAAGACGCAAAGGUAUUCCGAGCUUCUCAGCGGGAACAAUUGGGCUGUCGUCAAGGGCAGUGUCUAUACCAUUGGCACGGAAACGAUGCCCCUACCUAGCCAGGAGGACGGGCCAGAAAUCAUGCAAUCCAUAUACGACCAUUGGGUAAAUGUCAGCGACACUGUUAAAUUUGUUCCAGGAGUUAUCGCUAGCAUUGCGUUUCAGCCUCUACCGAAGGGGGUAGCAACGAUUGCGAAGUCUAAGGGCGGAGAUAUGCUAGACCUCGACGACGACAUCGACCGGAUCAUCGUUGAGCUGGACUAUAGUUUCCUAUUCAAGUCCGACUAUGAGAAGAUUGACCUAACGAUGCGAGCCACGUACGAUGGCAUCCAAGACAUUGUUAAAGGAUACCAGCAAAGUGGCAUGUUGCAGUCGGAUGUCUAUCUGCCAAUUUUCAUGAACGAUGGCUUCUAUCCUCAGGAUUACUUUGGGAGACUGAGGCCUGAGAAGUUGCAGCUCGCUCAGAAAGUUCAAGCUGAAGUUGACCCUGAUGGAUUCUGGAAGGAUAGGACAGGGGGUUUCAAGAUACCGGCUGCUUGAUGGUGAGCAUUACGAAGAGAU
Messenger RNA from Hypoxylon fragiforme, 1964 nucleotides. RefSeq names its product FAD binding domain-containing protein. Lineage: Eukaryota; Fungi; Ascomycota; Sordariomycetes; Xylariales; Hypoxylaceae. Gene Ontology annotation, molecular function: FAD binding. The transcript is spliced from 2 exons. Bases 432 to 1943 code for a protein of 503 amino acids. The record is from RefSeq and is a predicted model, not a curated record.